Conger conger (European conger) is the source of this 6720-nucleotide messenger RNA. Its product is annotated as phospholipid-transporting ATPase ABCA1-like. The record is from RefSeq and is a predicted model, not a curated record. Lineage: Eukaryota; Metazoa; Chordata; Actinopteri; Anguilliformes; Congridae. The transcript is spliced from 49 exons. Gene Ontology annotation, cellular component: membrane; intracellular membrane-bounded organelle. Gene Ontology annotation, biological process: transmembrane transport; lipid transport. Gene Ontology annotation, molecular function: ATP hydrolysis activity; ATP binding; ABC-type transporter activity. The coding region runs from base 1 to 6720 and encodes 2239 amino acids.
AUGGAUUUCCUGGGACAGCUCAGGCUUCUCCUCUGGAAGAACUUCCUUCUAAGAAGGAGACAAAAGGUCCGACUGGUGGUUGAGUUGGUAUGGCCUCUUUUCCUGUUUAUCAUCCUGGUCUGGGUCCGUGCAACAAAUCCGCCCUUCUACAAGGGCCAAUGUCAUUAUCCUAAUAAAGCCAUGCCGUCAGCUGGUGUGUUGCCAUGGCUACAAGGCAUGAUGUGCAAUAUUGACAACCCCUGUGUGAACUACCCAACUCCAGGAGAAACACCUGGACAAGUCAACAACUUCAACUCAUCCAUACUCGCCGGGAUGUUGAUUGAGCUGCAAGCGGUGAUCUCAAACGAGUCCUUCCUGGACAAAUACCGGCAGCUUUCCAACGAUAUGAACGAAUGGGAUUCAGUUCUGCAGAAUUCCAACACGGAAAAUGGCCGGUCCAUUCCUCUGAGGAGCAUUUUGAGAGAUGGCGAGACGUUCAGCACUUAUUUGAAGGAGAACCUUUCAAUUUCAGCAUCGGACGCGGAGAGCGUAAUGUCAGCGCGAAUCAGGCUCGGUCAGGCGAUGAGACUCUCCAGGGACAACGACCUGAAGGACGUCCUUUGCAAUGGCACCGCCCUGGAGUUUAACUCCAGCGCUGACAAAGAGACCUUUCAGAACAUCAGCUGCGCCCUGACGCCCAGGCAGGUGAACGACACCAGGGACGCCUUCCAACGAAACACGGACCGCCGGAAACUAGCCGCAGCCUUUCCCCAGGCUAUGGGUGUGAAUCCAAUUGAAACCCGCGAGUUGGUUAGAAAAACAGCCGCAGAUUUGUUACCAGUGCUGCAGGAGGUUUCCAGGCUGCAGAAUUCAAUUCUGUUUAAUGCAACGGAUUCCCUGGAUUUCAGGUCAGAUAUGAUUGGCAGUAUAAACUUACUGCUCUGUGGUAAAGAGGCAGAGAACAACUCCACAAACUCCAGAAAUGUAUCUACAUCAGAAUUCAUGACUUUCACAUACAACGAGACAGAGACCUUCUGUCAGAACCUCGUCCACACACUGGAGAACUCGCCAGGACUGCGUUACGUGUGGAGCACCUUUCGACCACUGCUGCAGGGGAAAGUCCUCUUCACACCCGACACAGUCGCCACCAGACUCAUUGUCAAAGAGGCAAACAAUACUUUCAAGGCGAUAGCCAUGUUGAAAGAGCUUGCUGAUGCCUGGGAUGUCCAUGGGUACAAAAUCUGGAAUUUCAUGCAAGACAGCCCACAAAUGAACUCACUGCGGGCCCUGCUGAGUAACCCCGUGUUCGCGCCCGCCCUGAAUCUGCAGCUGAGCGAGGCGGACUCGGACUGGACCGCCGAGAGUCUCGCCAACUUCCUGUACAACGGCCCCCCAGAGGACCGCCCCCCUGGGAUGCCGGCCAAUGACUGGAGAGACGUCUACAACAGCACCAGCGAACUCCUGGAGAUGCUGAGCCAGUUCAUCGGGUGCCUGGACCUGAAUAAGUUUGAGGCCCUGCCCUCAGAAACGAGGCUGGUGGAGGAAUCCCAGAGGCUCCUACGUGAGGAGAAGUUCUGGGCCGGAAUCGUGUUCCAGGACCUGGAGACACAGGCCAGCCUCCCCCCACCGCUGGUCAAAUACAAGAUCAGGAUGGACAUCGAUGAAGUAGAGAGAACCAGCAAAGCUAAAGACAGGUCGUGGUCUCCAGGGGCGCGAGACCACUCCUUUAACGAUCUGCGGUACCUGUGGGGGGGAUUCGCCUACCUGCAGGACAUGAUCGACCACGGCAUCGUGCGAAUACACACGGGGAAACCACGCCCUCUCGGCGUGUUCGCACAGCAAAUGCCCUACCCCUGCUUUGUGGACGAUGGCUUCAUCCGGGGCGUGGGGGGGAUGCUGCCCAUGUUCCUGGUGCUGGCGUUCAUGUUCACGGUGUGCCUGACCAUAAAGGACCUGGUCUACGAGAAGGAGCUGCGGCUCAAAGAGGUCCUGAGGGCCGUGGGCGUGAGGAACGGCCCCCUCUGGCUCUCGCGCUUCAUCGAGAACUUCGCCCUGCUCGCCGUCCCCUGCGUGUUCAUGAGCGUUAUGCUGAAGUACGGGAAGGUCCUGACCUACAGCGACCCCUCGGUGAUCUUCGUCUUCCUGCUGGUCUUCUGCGUGGCCACCGUCAUGCAGUGCUUCUUCAUCAGCGUCUUCUUCUCCAAGGCCAACCUGGCCGCGGCCUGCGGCGGCCUCAUCUACUUCGUGCUCUACCUGCCCCACGUUCUCUGCUUCGCCUGGCGGGAGGUCAUGCCCUUCCCGGUCAAGCUCGCGGUGAGCCUGCUGUCCUGCGUGGCGUUUGGCUACGGCUGUGAGAACUUCUCUCGCUACGAGGAGCAGGGCAUCGGCAUUCAGUGGAGCAACAUGGGCCAGAGCCCGGAGGAGCGCGAGAAGUACACCUUCCUCGUCUCCAUCAUCAUGAUGCUCGUGGACUCCGUCAUCUACUGGCUCCUCACCUGGUACAUCGAGAACGUGUUCCCAGGGCAGUUUGGGAUCGCCAAACCCUGGUACUUCCCGUUUACGGCCUCCUAUUGGUGUGGGACGUCUGUAACCCCAGACACUGGCCCAGAUUUGUUGAAAGUCUCCGGGGAGCUGAACGAUUACAUGGAGCCGGCACCACCAGACAUGAAAGCAGGGGUGACCAUCAGGAACCUGGUGAAGAUCUACAGGACUGGGAAGAAGCUGGCGGUGGAUGGGCUGAGCGCGGACUUUUACGAGGAUCAGAUUACCUCCUUCCUGGGCCAUAAUGGAGCGGGAAAAACAACCACCAUGUCGAUUCUGACAGGACUUUUCGCACCGACCUCAGGAACGGCUUUCAUAGACGGAAAAGAUAUCCGCACAGACAUGGAUUCCAUCAGGAAGCACUUGGGAAUGUGUCCCCAACACAAUGUGUUAUUCAACGAGCUGACAGUGGAAGAACAUAUUUAUUUCUAUGCACGAUUGAAAGGGAGGAGCUCGAAAGAAGUGAAAAGCGAGAUGGACCAAAUGAUUAAAGACGUGGGUUUGCCACACAAACGCAAGGAGCUGGCCAAGAACCUCUCAGGUGGGAUGCAGAGAAAACUGUCAGUAGCCAUCGCUUUUGUGGGAGGGUCGAAAAUAGUCAUCCUGGACGAGCCGACGGCUGGUGUGGACCCCUACGCCAGGAGAGGAAUCUGGGAGCUCCUGUUGAAAUACAAACAAGGCCGCACCAUCAUCCUCUCCACGCACCACAUGGACGAGGCGGACAUCUUGGGCGACCGCAUCGCCAUCAUCUCCCACGGGAAGAUGUGCUGCUGCGGCUCCUCCCUGUUCCUGAAGAAGUGUUUCGGGAGCGGAUACUACCUCACUCUGGUCAAGGCUGGGGCUGAGAAAAUGUCCGCUCAGCGCAGGGGCAUCACGCAGGCCCAGCUUCCACAGAACCAAGACCCGUCUGACAGCUGCAGUCCAGACGAGGGCAUCGGCAGUGAGACGGGGAGCGAGCCGGACCUCUCAGGCGUUAAAGCUAUCAGUCUUCUGCUGUGGAGACACGUGCCGGAGGCAGUCUUCCUGGAGAGCAUCGGCCAGGAAGUCACCUACAUCCUGCCCUACACGGGGGCCCGCGACGGCACCUUCGCCUGCCUCUUCAAACAGCUGGACGUAGAGAUGGCGGAUCUGGGCAUCGCGAGCUACGGGAUUUCAGACACUACACUGGAGGAGAUCUUCCUGAAAGUGGCAGAAGACACAGGGGUAGAUGUGGAAAUACCAGAUAAAAAGGAUACAUUAGUAAGAGACUGGAAGAGAGGUUCAAGAGAAUCCAAACGUCAUAGUAUAGCCAAUGCCGGCUCGAGCUCGGAGAACUUAAUUUCCAAAAGUGCGCUGAAAGGGAAGUCCACAAAUCGAGUUGAAGUGAUGCAGAACGCCGGGAGCUCGAACGGGACCGGCUCCAGAGUGAUCACUGGCUGGGAGCUGAUCCGGAGGCAGUUCCUGGCCCUCUUCAUCAAGCGCUUCCACCACGCCCGGAGGAGCAGGAAGGGGUUGAUUGCUCAGGUGGUGUUGCCCGCGGUUUUUGUGUGUUUGUCCCUCAUCUUCUCCAUGAUACUGCCGCCGUUUAAGGAGUACCCCAGCUUGGAGCUGCAACCUUGGAUGUACGGAGCCCCACAAAACACCUUCUUUAGCAACGAUGCCCCUGAUGUUGUGGAGGUGUCUCGCGUGACGGACUCGCUCGUGAACGACCCUGGGUUUGGGACACGCUGCAUGGAGAAUUAUACCAUACCGAACCUUCCAUGUUCUGCAAACGGGUCGGACUGGUUCACUCCCCCGGUCCAUCCUUCCAUCUCUGACAUCUUCAUCAAUGGGAACUGGAGCAUGGCCAAUCCCUCUCCUUCCUGCCAAUGCAGCACCCCCCGCCGGGCCUUCAUGCUCCCAGAGUGCCCCCCCGGGGCCGGAGGCCUGCCCCCCCCUCAGAGGGUGCAGAACACAACAGAUACCCUCCAAGAUUUGACUGGAAGGAAUAUGACCGACUUUCUACUGAAGACCUAUGAGCACUCGGGCAAAAACAGGUACGGUGGGAUUUCUGUCGGAGGAACCAACUCGCAAGUCCAAAUGAACGAAUCGGAGAUUUCCGACUUCUUCCGGGAGCUGAAAGGCCUCUUAAUUUCCUCGCAGGACAACGAAACGGAUCAGAUUUGGCGGAGUGCGGUGACGUUAAUGAAAGAGCUUGGAACAAGGAAUAAUGUCAAGGUGUGGUUCUACAACAUGGGGUGGCACGCGGUGGUGUCUUUCCUUGGCGUGGCCAACAACGCCAUCCUGCGGGGGAAUCUGCCCGCCGGGGACGAGCUGAGAGAGUACGGGAUCGCCACGGCCAACCACCCUCUCAACCUCACCAAGGAGCAGCUCUCCUACGUCGCUCUGGCCACCACCUCCACGGACGUCGUGGUGUCGAUCUGCGUGAUCUUCGCCAUGUCCUUCAUCCCCGCCAGCUUCGUACUCUUCCUCAUCCAGGAGCGCGUCAGCAAGGCCAAGCACCUGCAGUUCGUCAGCGGGGUGAACCCGGCCGUCUACUGGGUCGCCAACUUCGCCUGGGACAUGUGUAACUACGUCGUCCCAUGUCUGAUAGUGAUUGUCAUCUUCUUGGCUUUCCAACAAAAAGCCUACGUCUCGCCUGAAAACCUACCAGCGUUGAUUCUUCUCCUAGUGCUUUAUGGGUGGUCAAUCACACCGAUGAUGUACCCAGCAUCCUUUGUGUUCAGCGUCCCCAGCACAGCCUACGUGGUGCUGACCUGCGUCAACCUCUUCAUUGGGAUAAACGGCAGCGUGGCCACGUUCGUCAUGGAGCUGUUCGACGACGAGAACGUCACCUAUGUCAAUGACAUCGUGAAGCAGGCACUGCUGGUCUUUCCCCAUUUCUGCCUGGGAAGAGGACUCAUUGACAUGGCCAAAAACCAAGCCAUGGCCACGCUCUUCAGCAGUUUCGGUGAGGACCGCUUCCAGGACCCCCUGGGCUGGGACAUGGUGGGCAAGAACCUCUGUGCCAUGUCCAUCCAGGGCGCAAUCAUGUUCACCGUCACCCUGCUCAUCCAGUACAAGUUCUUCUUCAAACCCAGCUCAGUGGGCGGGGCUUCGCACUCCACUGCGGAGGAAGAUGAAGAUGUCGCCCGUGAGCGUGCGCGUGUGCAGCAGGGAGGAGCGCAGCACGACCUCCUGAGAGUCUGUGACCUGUCAAAGGUGUACCGGAAGAAGAAGAUACCAGCGGUGGACAGGAUCAGUGUGGGGAUCCCUGCUGCUGAGUGUUUCGGGCUGCUGGGAAUUAACGGAGCUGGGAAAACCACAACCUUCAAGAUGCUUACUGGGGACAUCGCGGUCUCCAGUGGAGAGGCUUUCCUAAAUGGAUACAGCAUUCGCACACAGAUGCGGGACGUUCAUCAGAACAUGGGGUACUGUCCGCAGUUCGACGCCAUCGACGACCUGCUGACGGGGCGCGAGCACCUCGAACUCUACGCCCGUCUACGAGGGGUGCCGGAGGCAGAAGUGAAGACGGUGGCGGAGUGGGGCAUUCAGAAGCUGGGUCUGGUGAAGUACUCCAACAAGUCCGCGGGCACGUACAGCGGAGGGAACAAGCGCAAGCUCUCUACUGCCAUGGCUCUGAUCGGCUGUCCUCCGGUGGUCUUCCUGGACGAGCCCACGACGGGAAUGGACCCCAAAGCCCGCCGCUUCCUCUGGGACUGCAUCCUGAGUGUGAUCAAGGAGGGCCGGUCCGUCAUAUUGACGUCCCACAGCAUGGAGGAGUGUGAGGCACUGUGCACGAGGAUGGCCAUCAUGGUGAACGGCCAGUUCAAGUGUCUGGGGAGCAUUCAGCAUCUCAAGUGCAGGUUCGGGGAGGGCUACACGGUGAUUGUGAAAGUGGGCGGGACGCCUCCGGCCCUGGUCCCCGUGGAAACCUUCAUGACGGACACCUUCCCCGGGUGUGUGCUGAAGGAGAAGCACCACAACACGCUGCAGUACCAGCUGCCCGCCAACGGGGGCGCCCUCGCCACCGUCUUCAGCCAGUUCACCACCCAUCAGGAGAGACUGGCCAUUGAGGACUACUCCGUGUCUCAGACCACGCUGGAUCAGGUCUUCGUCAGCUUCGCCCGACACCAGCACGAUGCGGAGGACUUCCAGGGUCGUGUGAAUCCAGCGGAUGUGCUGGCAGACGAGGUGCCCAUGCAGCCACUGAGGAACCCCAGCCCCGCAGAGAAGGUCUGA